Molecule: messenger RNA, 1149 nt
Organism: Leishmania mexicana MHOM/GT/2001/U1103
Lineage: Eukaryota; Euglenozoa; Kinetoplastea; Trypanosomatida; Trypanosomatidae
Exons: 1
Coding region: 1-1149 (382 amino acids)
Source: RefSeq, a predicted model, not a curated record
AUGUCUUCGACACGAGAUGGUUCACGCUUGCACUCUGACGGCCCUUUCGAUGGCCGCUCGCUGCUGUUAGAGCAGACGAAGCUGCUGCGGGAGUCGUCGCCGGCAGAUAUCAACUUCAUUCAAUUCCUUAAGCUGCGGCUGAGUGCGCAGCAACGAGCCACUGCGCAGCGCAACUACUGGCAGCGAGUACAACGGGAGGCAGCGGACAGUAUGAACUCAAAUAUGGCGCGUCGUAAGGUGCGAGGCGGCAUCCCUGCCCCCGCAGAAGCGAUAUCGACGGCCGCUUCCGGCAGCGUGGAGCGCGCACCCUUCAACGCCUAUGAUGCGGAGCACGUGAUGCUAGAAAACUCGACCACAUCGUUCGACACCUUCUCAAAGCUGGAUGCGGUCAUGCGGGCGACAUCUCACGGUGCCGUGCAGCCCCCGACUGUGUAUCGACACUUUGAGGGCCAGCCGUCUGCAGUGUUGAAGCGCCGCGGCGCACCUGCGUCGGAGUUCACGGACUUCGCCGCCGUCGCCACGGCUGAGCCUAGCGAAGACGGGAACAGCAGCCAAAGGCGCCCAUCUGGUCCUCCGCUGGAGGAAGACUCGUACGUAUUGGCGCCGUUUACCGCGAGUAACUAUAGCGCGGCUGCUGCGGCCGCCAUCGAUGAGCGCCCAGCGAUGGCCUGCGGCAAGCCGCAGGUCCCCGUCGAUGUGGACGAGAUGAAGGACGUGGAGUUGGAGCCGUGCCCGCACUGUGGUCGCACGUUUGCUCCGGCUCGAUUGGAGCGGCACGUAACCACAUGCGAGCGGCAUAAAAGCACAUUGCCUAAAACAAAGGGUGACAUGAAGAGCGCCAGGGCCCUCACCGGUCGCAAGAAGCCGGACCGAACCGCAGGCGGUGAUAGUGCCGCUGCUUCUGCGGCUGCCACGGCAAGCACUGCCGGUGCCGCACCGGGUGAGCCGCAGCGCUGGUCGACGGACACAAUCUUCAAACCGGAGAAGUGGCGGAAGCAAAGCGCGCAGUUGCGCAACGCCAUGGCUGGCGCAUCCGUCGCGGUGGACGAUGAUCGGGUGCCGUGCCCGUCAUGCGGGCGCCACUUCUCCGAUGACGUCGCGGUGCGGCACAUUCCGAUGUGCAAGUCGAAGGGCAGUCGUGUGGCGUAA